This is a messenger RNA of Pieris macdunnoughi, 603 nucleotides long. Lineage: Eukaryota; Metazoa; Arthropoda; Insecta; Lepidoptera; Pieridae. The record is from the annotation of a GenBank genome assembly.
AUGCAUUUGCGUAAGCCCCCGAAAGUUGCGGGGGUCAUCAUUCUCACGAUCACCUCCAUGGCCGCGGCCGCUAAACUUGACAAGGUAUACUUGCCUCCAGAUGUCGCGUCAGCAGAUGGUGCGCUUGCUGGUCUCCAAGCGCCAUUUGAAACGCGAGGUCAAGCCCAAAACUACCCUAACCAAGUCCAGAACUUCGCUCAGAAUGCUCAAGCCCAAAGCUUCGCUCAGAAUGUUCAAAGCCAAAAUGUAGGAGGUCAGGCUGAAAUUUUAAGAUUUGAAAAUGAAAUGAAUGAAGAAGGAUUCCACUACGCAUACGAAACCAGUGAUGGAACGAAAGCUGAACAAAAUGGACGAGUCUUGCCAGGAUCAACUCCCGAAGAAGGCUCCAUCCAGGUGUCCGGCUCCUACUCCUACAUCGGUGACGAUGGUCAAACCUACUCCGUCUCAUACAUUGCUGAUGAGAACGGCUUCCAACCCAGUGGGGACCAUCUGCCAACACCACCACCAAUUCCUGAAGCCAUCUUGAAAAGCCUACAACUCACGGAUCGCGAAGGUAAAUACAGCAGUCAAAAAAGCAGUUACGACGCGGAUGCCGGCUACUAA